Molecule: messenger RNA, 1248 nt
Organism: Colletotrichum graminicola M1.001
Lineage: Eukaryota; Fungi; Ascomycota; Sordariomycetes; Glomerellales; Glomerellaceae
Product: LEM3 family/CDC50 family protein
Exons: 7
Coding region: 1-1248 (415 amino acids)
Cellular component (GO): endoplasmic reticulum; plasma membrane; Golgi apparatus
Source: RefSeq, a predicted model, not a curated record
AUGCCCGAACCAUCGUCUGGAGUCAACCACGCUGACUCCAUCGAACCGCAACAUGACACAGGAAAGAAGGACGACAAGAAGAAGAGCCGCCGACCGGCAAAUACGGCAUUUCGGCAGCAGCGCUUGAAGGCAUGGCAACCAAUCUUGACGCCCAAGACGGUCUUGCCCCUAUUCUUCAUCAUCGGCAUCAUCUUUGCUCCCAUCGGUGGACUGCUGCUCUACGCAAGUGCCAAGGUUAAAGAGAUCCGGAUCGACUAUACCAAUUGCCUUACCGAAGCAACCGAGAAGCUUGGCGAGAUGGACUCGAAAUACAUUAGCACUGCGUUCAAGAGCGACGACCAGACCCAGAAUGCUCUGUGGGCUGUAACGGACAUCGAAGUCGAGGAUGGGCCGAUCACGUACCCAGCCAAGCAGUGCAGAAUUCAGUUCGACAUUCCCGAAGAGAUGGGGCCUCCAGUCUUGUUUUACUACCACCUCACAAACUUUUACCAGAAUCACAGGCGUUAUGUCGCGUCUUUCUACGAUAAGCAACUCAAAGGCAAUGCAGAGUCUGCCAGUAAUGUCAACAGCUCCUCCUGUGACCCUCUUGAGUGGGACGAGGAAGCCAAGAAACCGUACUAUCCCUGUGGUUUGAUUGCAAACUCCAUGUUCAAUGACACAUUCACCUCGCCCCGCUGGUUGCAAAGGGAUUCGAUAUAUCCGAUGUCGACCGAAAAGAACAUUGCCUGGGCAUCUGAUGCGGACCUUUACGGCAAAACCAAAUACAACCCUGAAGACAUUAUGCCGCCACCAAACUGGAGGGUCCGGUACCCCAACUACACCGCCGAGCACCCUCCGCCAGAUAUCUCGAAGUGGCCUGCUUUCCAGGUCUGGAUGAGAACCGCAGGGUUGCCGACUUUCAGCAAACUAUACCAGCGCAACGAUGACGAGACUAUGAUGCCAGGGUUUUACGAAGUCAACAUCACCGACAAUUUCCCAACGACGGAGUAUAAGGGAACUAAAUCCAUCAUUAUCACCACGCGCACAAUCAUGGGUGGCAGAAACCCUUUCCUCGGUAUUGCGUAUAUUGUUGUCGGUGGCAUGUGUAUUAUCCUUGGUGUUAUCUUUACUGUAACUCAUCUCAUCAAGCCAAGGAAGUUGGGUGACCACACCUAUCUUUCGUGGAACAACGCACCCGGAUCCAAGCAGGCUGUCGGCGCCAGCUCAGCAAUGGCAUCAGGUCGCGAAGUCCGACCCGGCGAAGCCUAG